UUCUCUCUCUCUCUCUGGCGCGUGUGUGUGCGUGUCUGUGUGUGUGUGUGAGAGACAGUAUGUGUCUAACAGUGGAGCUGUUUCAAUGACACAGCCAUGCGUGCUGUGAUUCCUCGCCCGUGAACGUGUCCGCCGUGGAGUCGCCGCCGCCGUGGAUGCAGAGCCUGUGCUCGGUCAAGAUGCAGUUUCGUACUGUACUGGACGUGAAAGUCGUGGACGUGGAGAAGCGGCGCAGUCCGUCCAAACACUACGUGUAUCUCAUCAAUGUCACCUACUCUGACAACACCUCCCACAUCAUCUACAGAAGAUACAGCAAAUUCUUUGACUUACAGAUGCAGAUACUCGACAAGUUCCCCAUUGAGGGAGGGCAGAAAGACCCCAAAAAGAGGAUCAUCCCUUUUCUUCCAGGCAAAAUCCUGUUCCGGAGGAGUCAUGUGCGGGAUGUGGCCAUGAAGCGGCUGCGUUUCAUCGACGACUACUGCAGGGCGCUGGUUCGACUCCCUCCUCAGAUUUCUCAGAGUGAGGAGGUGCUGCGCUUCUUUGAGACCAAAGCCGAGGAUAUCAACCCUCCAGUGGAGGACUAUGGCUCCAAGCGCAAGUCGGUAUGGAUGUACGGCUUCACAGAGAGCCCCAGGAAGGAGGCCUCAGGGAUUGACACCUCAGAGCCCAUGGUGCUGGAGCAGUACGUGGCCGUCGCCAACUACGAGAGGCAGGAGAACUCGGAGAUCAGCCUCAAGGCCGGGGAGACAGUGGAUGUAAUUGAGAAAAGUGAAAGUGGUUGGUGGUUCGUCAGCACAGCAGAGGAGCAGGGCUGGGUGCCUGCUACUUACCUGGACUCCCAGAAUGGAACCAGAGACGACUUAGAUCUCGGCACCUCCAGGACCGCAGAAGUCACUAAGAGACGCAAGGCUCAUCUGAAGAGACUAGACCGCCGCUGGACCCUGGGGGGGAUAGUCAACCGCCAGCAGAGCCGAGAAGAGAAAUAUGUGACCAUUCAGGCCUACAGCAGCCAGGGGAAGGAUGAAGUCAGCUUUGAGAAAGGGGUCACCGUGGAGGUCAUCCAGAAGAACCUGGAGGGUUGGUGGUACAUCAGGUAUUUGGGUAAAGAGGGCUGGGCGCCUGCGUCCUACUUGAAGAAGUUGAAAGACGAUUUCUCACCCCGCAAGAAGACACUGACAGGCCCUGUGGAAAUCAUCGGCAACAUCAUGGAAAUCAGCAACCUGCUGCAGAAGAAGUCAGUCAGCGAAAAGGACAUACAGACAGACGGAGAGGGAAGCACUACCCCAGAGCGCCACAUUUCCAAGAGUGAGAUCAGUCUGCCGAUGCCGUUUAGCGCCGAAAUCAACGCCGAGACUGGCAGGAGGCUGAGUGCUGGCCGCGACACCAACAGUCCCUGUCUGGGAAUAGCAGCAAGUUCUGCUCUGAAAGAAAGCAAGGCAAGGGGGGAGCCGGGGUCCCCAGCUGUGGCCAGAGUGGCGCCACAUCGAGUGGAAAUCGGGUCUCCAAAUCUGAGACAAAAACCUCCCCCCCGCAGAGACCCUAACUUGGGAUUCCAGUUGCCCAAACCACCAGAGCCCCCUGCUGUGGAAGCAGAGUACUACACUAUAGCAGACUUCCAGUCCUCCAUCUCUGAUGGCAUCAGUUUCCGUGGAGGACAAAAGGCUGACGUGAUAGAGAAGAACCCUGGAGGCUGGUGGUACGUACAGAUUGGUGAGAUGGAAGGCUGGGCCCCCUGUUCGUACAUCGACAAACGCAAAAAACCCAACCUCAGCCGUCGAACUAGCACACUGACCCGGCCCAAAGUCCCACCACCGGCGCCGCCUGUUAAAAAACAAGAAACCGAGGAGACCCCCCCUCCUGCUAACCCUGCUCUCAAAGUAACAGAGCCACCCAGCAGACCCGUGUACGAGGAGCCUGAGUAUGACGUCCCAUCUAUUGGCUGCGAAGGUGAGUCUGAUACGGAUUCCUUGAAGAAUGAGCGCCCCCUGGAUGUGAAGAUCAGUGGCGCUGUCACUGACAAGUACCGCAGCUCUCCGCCCUCCAGCAAAGCCUCCCCUCCGCUCUGCAAGACAUCUCCUGCGUUUAGCCACAAAAGAUCAACCUUCAGGUCCGUGGAGGAGAUCACCAAAGAGGAGUGUGUUUAUGAAAACGAUGGCUUCAGAUCAAGCAGUGGAAGUGAAGGAAGGUCAGCCAGAGUUUCCAGUGAGCCCAGCUCCCCAAAGACUUAUCACUCCUCCACGGUCCCACGGAAACCUUCUGGAUCCUCACCUUUAGCAGGUAGAAGCAUGAAAGCAAUGACUCCAGAGAUGAACCGCCGGAGUCAGACGUUGGGCAGACACGUCGAUAUCAGCCUCCGGUCACAAGACAGCAGCCCCCUCUCCUCAUCAGAUGAGUUGAGCAGAGGCCCUAAGAAGAGCUCCGCUUUCACUCCAGAUGUAGAGCAGAAAAUAGGUCAAAGCCCCUCCACCCGACCCAAGCCUUCUGUCAGACCUAAACCUCUCCUCACCAAAUCAGAGCCUCAGACUCCUGAGAGGAAGGACAUUGGUUCUUUAAGACGUCAGCUAAGGCCUUCCAGUCAGUUCCGACCUGGACUCAAACCUUCUCGUGGGGAUGACUCGGAAACUGCUUCUGUUAUUUCGUCGGAGGACUCGAUGUGUUCACGCAGCACCUCGGAUCUCUCCUCUGUUUACUCUAAAGGGAGUCGCAGUGACUCCGACCUGGAAGUUCCUGUCCUGUACCGUUCUGUGGAUGUGUACAAGAAAGUUCAGGAUUCUGAGAUCAGCUUCCCAGCUGGUGUGGAGGUGGAAGUCCUAGAAAAGCAGGCCAGUGGUUGGUGGUAUGUCCGCUGGGGCUCUGAGGAGGGUUGGGCUCCAUCCUACUACCUGGAGCCUGUCAGACCAGUGGGAGAGGCUGGAAGAAGGGAUACAGAUGGGCAUGGCAGUGGUGGGAGUAAGUCCAACAGCCUGGAGAAGAAUGAGCAGCAUGUCUUGGCUCUGAAUAAUAUUAACAUUCAAGGGCCGACACAGAAGCAGCAGCAGCAGCAGCAGCAUCAGCACAAGGGCCUAAGAGGAAACACACCUCCAAUUCCGUCCAAGCCUCCUGGUGGCUUCUCCAAACCCGCAGUGAUGGUAAACGGAGGCGUGCGAAUGAGGAACGGGGUACGGCAGGUAGCGGUGAGGCCCCAGUCCGUAUUUGUGACUACAACGCAAUCACCCAAGGACGGGCACUACAUGACAGGAUCAUUGAGGCGAAAUGAGACCCACGUCAGAAGCGAUCACUACUUCUCUGGUUCUGCAACUCUUGGUGUCCGCCGAAAUGCCUCCUUCAGCACCGUGAGGCCGCACGUGGUGGUCGAAAGUCAGACAAGGCCCACGGAACGCUCCAGCCUGAGCUCCUCGGGCAGCUCCUUUAGUGCAAGUAACACACAGGACCCGCUCAGCAGAGUAAAUCAUCGCAACGGCAUCCCGGUGUCCACGGUUCGACCCAAGCCAAUAGAAAAGAGUCAACUGAUCCACAACAACCUUGGUAGAGAUGUUUACGUGUCCAUCGCUGACUACCGUGGGGAUGAGGAGACGAUGGGUUUCACUGAGGGCACUUUUCUGGAAGUGUUAGAGAGAAACCCAAAUGGAUGGUGGUACUGCCAGGUGCAGGACAGUCUCAUACCCCGUAAGGGAUGGGUCCCAUCCAACUACCUGGAGCGGAAGAAGUAGGAAAAACAUCCAUCCUUUUCUACCCCCUGAACCCAUGUCCAUUUUUGAUGUCUCCAGUUGGCAUUGCUCUUCAAGAAUGUUCCGCUCCAUCUCCUUUAAGCAAUACCCCUGUCAUGAAGUUCAUCCAUGACAAAAACUGAACCUGUAAUGAUCCGAUACAAUGAAAAGGACACUUUCACUGCUGGUUCAUCAGAAAUGUACCAGCAGACAACUGUAAAGAAUGCAGAAAUAUUUUGACUGUGAGUGAGAGACAGAAAGUUGGGAUCGGUCACCGUAGAUUGAUGUGAAUGGCAGUGAUGACUUCUGAGAGAGGUUUUCAUGGUGUGAUGCAGAAGUUGAGCAGUGUAAUGGCGUCGCUUAUUCCUGCCCAACGACAACUAUAACGGCCAAUAAGUGCCUUUUGUAUUUGAUAACCGCAAUGGAGGUUCUGGAUGGUGGAUGGCGACACUUUAAAUCUACCAAAUUUUUUUAAAAGUGCCAUAGGCCUGCGAACACCACUGGUAGUAUUUCAAUGACAGACUAGGGCCUACACAUCUGAACAGCCUACAGAGGUCCAAGUGGUCGAAGAUCAAAUCAGACGUAAAGAUACUGAGUUCACCAGAGAAGUUUUUUUUAUUGGUUUCGAGCCACAAAAGCAUAAAAAUGAGCUUAGAAAUUUAAGUUGCAUUGUCAGUGUUUUGUUUUUCACUUUAGUUGCAUUGUUGACGUUGUCAUGUCCUGUGUUGAUGCAAAUAUUUUCCUUAGAGAAUUAUUCCUGCUCUCUUGUGACAUCUGUGUUCCACCAGCAGCCUAGACAAACAAAAAUGACGCUCCUGUUACCAUUGGUUUUCUUCCUGGAGUCACAGUAAAAAAAAAAAAAAAAAGCGAAACUUGAAACCCUAGAUUUCUCCAGAAAUCUUAACCUCAUAUCUUGGUAUCUGAUACUUUAAGAUAAUGUAUAAUGAGUUUACAACUAUAAAUGUUUACUGUAGUUUUCUUUUAGCUGCGGGUAUGACUGAUUCUGUACAUAUGUUCUAACCAUGAUAAACUGCUGCCGCAGGAUUUUAUCAAACAAGUACUGGAAAUGCAGCUAAAGUGUAAAAUCCCAGGGACACGUGCUUAGCAUUGAGUCCAAAAUGUGAUGAAACCAAAGAAAAAAAAAACAACAUAUAUUUUUGUCUUGUUAAUUAUGUCCUCUUUAGUAGGCAAUAAAAACAAUUCCUCAGAUAUUGAUCCAGUGAAACUAAGAUAAAUUUACUGUAACAGUUACAACAGAGUACAGUAAUGUAUGCAGACAUCCCAAGUCUCCUGGAACAUGGAAUUUGCAAGAGCGUGAAUUCAAGGCAGAGAGAGUGUGCAUCUGACGAAAGCAUCCUAGCAACAUAGAGCAACGUUCUGGGGUGAUUUUUGCUACGUAGAACGAUCAGUUCUCGAUGUGGGGAGUUUUUUAUUUGUUUUUCUUUCAGACCAUCUCUCAAAUGUCACCUUGAUUUUGAAACCAAAACUAUGCAGCGUGAUUAUUGUUGCUGAGGAAUAAUAAUUUUAAUUUGGGCAAUAAUGUUUUGACCCGAAACUUCAGAACGACCCCGGGGGGUUUAAGGUUAAAGUGGAAUCUGAGGUGGGCAAGAACGUGACUGAACGUGAGGUAGAGAGAGUGUGCAUCCCAUGAAAGUGGGUACCUGACAUAAAGCCUGGUGAUUGGGAAGUUUUGGUUAGUGGUUCGUCAGUUUUCAGACCACAUCGCUCAUUUCAGUUCAGAGCGUCGAAGUGGUGACAGAACGGCAAAGAGAGCUCUGGAAAAGUCAAAAAUACCAAAAAGAAAGUAAUGAUAAAAUAAAACCAGUGACCCCAGGCUGACGUGUGGCCACUGUGCAGUGUACUGCUGCUGCCAUCUGUGAUGUAGAAACACAAGAUUCCAUGUCCAUAUAUACAGUAUCUAAUAUUCAGGCUGAAACUAGCGGGCUGUGAGAAGUAUGGGCUAUUUAAAACGUUGUUUUUAAGUUACAGUGGAAUAUAACUAAAGUAGUAUACAUGCAUAGGAAAAAAAGAAGACAAAAACAUAGUAAAUAUAAUCCACCAAUCACACACUGACAUUGUGUUUUUUGUCAGUGGGUUGGUGUGGACUGUCUUCGUGACCCUUGCCUGAAAUGGCCUUAAGAGUUUGGGAUGUCUGUGUAUUGUGCUGUAUGGCUUUGCUUUAAAUAGAAGAAAUAAUAAUACUAUGUCAUAAAUACAAAUAUUUAUGAACUUGAACAAACUGAACAUCAUAUAUAUAUUUUAAUUGUCAUUUCUUCCUGAGAAAUCAAACGGCUGAUGUCCAAGACUGCUGAAAUACAUUUUCUAACGAAAGCUGUGAGCACCAGGCUGCAGAGUAACUCACUGUUAGAUCCUGAUUCUGCUGGUCAGUAUGAGAGUUAUAAAAAUAAAAUAAACAAACAAACAAACAAAAUAUAUAAAUCCUACACUACCUGCUUGACUGCAGUUAUCUGUCAUGGCCAAAUCAUGUGUUUUUCUUUGUGAUCACACAGCGACAGUAGCGAGGAACGAAGUGGUUCGGUUUUGUGAAUUAAUGCACUUUAAAGCCUCUGUUUAUGGUGCAUUAAUGUAAAGGUGCAGUCAAACACUCAGCAUAUUCAUUUGGUCUUUUUUUUUAAACCUAAUUCUCCCCUCACCUCAGCCCAGACUCUCUUAAAGCCUGAGUAGAAUUAGAGGAAUUGAGACCUCUUGUGGCAGAUAACCGGUACGUUUUUUUUAAAUUUCUUUUUACCCAUUCUACCUCGGUGCACUGCUGCUCAGUCAGUCUCCCCCAAAACUGUACAGAGAUCAUGGUCAAAUCACAGUGCAGCUACUUUUUUUUGUCUUCAGGACAUUUUUAUCAGGCAAUAAUUUAUUUAUCUUUGUGAAAAUUUAUAAUUAAAAAAAAACUUGAUGCUGUGUGCUGCAACUUGAGCAAAUCGUGGGCACUUCCUUCGUCUUUAUUGUGCUUUACAUAAUGCCUGAUCGAAGCGUAUUUAUUGCAAUUCUUUUUUUGUUAAAUGUUAUUAUGACAAUCACAAUUAUAGCCCCUUAGAAAUGAUGACUUUGUGGAUUUAUACAGAUUGAUAUUUUUAAUGAAUUGGAUUUCUUUGUAUUUAAAAAAAAGGGUUUUGUUUAUUUGAAUAUGUAUGACACAAAGGAUGAAGAAGAAGAAAGGUGACAUUUGGCAGAAAAUCCCAUUCCGUUCAGACGAAGGCAUUAUGUAAAUGUGUUGAAUUACUUUUAAGGUUUUUGCGCCAGCACGUUAAUAUGACUAUUAUUAAUAUUAUUAUUUUUACCACAUUUGCUUUGUUUGCUGUUUCACCUGCAAGGGAAUCGUCCGUGUUCUUAAACCUGCAUUUAUCUGUGUGACUUCUGUCUUUCUCCUUCUUUCAAUCUACUUUUUCUUUGCCCUGUUUUGUAAAAAAAGAAAGAGAAAAUGUGCAAUAGAUUUUAUAAAAACUCAUUCUGCAUCCAACAGAAAGGAAAAAAAAAAUUCACAAGUUGAAAACAAAAGUAUGGACGAGGCUGUUUCCUGAGCUGGUACUGAGACGAGCUGCUCAUCAACGGCUUUUCCCGUCAUUUAAAGUCACUGCUCUGAGAGCAGGAGGAAUGUGAUUGGACCAAAGCAGCCAUGUGACACUUGAUCGUCUUCUCGUGUGACGAUCAUUGACUGAAACCAGAUUCUCUGCUGCUCCUGCCUCCGGUCAGCAGCAGACAUUGAUUUGCAAACAGCACGGCAGAAACCCACUGACCCAUUCUGUACUGACAUUACAGCCAUCUGGGGUCACAGAUGGAGGGUCGGGGGCCCUUGAGUGGCCCCGACUCUGAGCUGUCACGUUUGUGCCUGAAUGGAGUUUUAAUAGUUUCUGUAUUCUGUGUUGUUGUUGUUUUUCUUUUCUUCUUUUUGUUGUUGUUGUUUUUGUUUGUGCACACUGUCCACCUACCCUUGUGCCUCUCCUGACACCCCCUGACCCCACCAACUGUCAGACUCCUGUAUCAGCCAACAACAUACAGGAAGUGACACGUGAGCCUGGAUGGUCACCCGGAGUUCGGUCACUUUCAAGCAUAAACCCCUGCUGCCACUUCUCCAUUUUCCCCUCAGAUUUUUUAUUCUCUUGUCAAUUUCUACCUUCCGUCUCCUUCCUCGACUCAGCUCUGAAGUCCGAUCUCGGAGACUGAUCAGCAGGCGUUCAGCUGGUGUUUUUGUGGAAAGCUGGAGUGUCGGCAGGUGUUUGAGGUUCUGUGUUUGUCUGAUGAGGAGGACAGUUUGCAGGUGUGAGGUGCUAGCCGGUUUAUGUGGGAGGUUUGCAGAGAGGCGGGAGAUAAAUCAGGUGCCCGGGUCUGGGAGAGGAGGUGAGAGGAGAUGAGCCGUGAUGGAAGGAAGAUUAAAGGUUUCCAUUCUUUCAACUGGAAAGUAAUGAUUUUCUCCAACAGCACAUUUAAUGAGAAACUCUUUUGCCAACCAUGUGGAAAACCCGAGAGGUAACGAGCUGUGAGAUCUCUUUUUUUUUUUUUUACAACCCUAUCCUUUUAAAGGAACCUAUCCUUUUUGCAUUAUCAAUUGUAGCACACAAAUGUCACAAACCGAACAUUGUCUUUAUCCUCCGUUUUACCGGCGAUGUUUGUCUCCUUAUGUAGGGACAGUGAGGGUGUUUGGUUCAGUAUAACUAUGAAUCCGAGGGGGUUAUGCCCACCCCCCCAGUCCCAUUCCCUGGUGCCAUCGACCCACAUUUAAUCCUACGCGAUUGCCAGAGUGAAACCGAAGGCUAGGCCUCACUGUACAUGACGAUGGCACACCUGGUGUCAUCAUCUGCAACAACACUAGGGGGAGACAGUCGGGGAGGCCGUACAACUACCUAAGAGGUCAGAAGAGGUGGGCGGAGCCACAUAAGACACAGCGCCUUCAAAAGUGUUAUGUUUGUGACUGGGAAGCGAGAGGGGGAGACGAGUGGGGUGUUACCAGUGUGAUUGCGUGACGGUUUCUAGCGAUGUGAUUGGCUGUUCUUGAAUGAAACAACAGCAGGAAACUUUAGCAUUGAUGCAGUAGUUAGCGUAAAUCUGGCUACGCUAUGCUUAAAAUAUAGAAGGAGGAGUUUUGAACUUGAGAAGGCGCAGGUUUACUUGAGUUUGAGAAAGUGAGUGGAAGCAGGUGAAAGGCAUUCUGGGAGUUUUGGAAGAUCGUGAAGGUUUGUAAGUGUAAAAGCUGUGGAAAAAUAGAGGACGUUGCAAGGGUUAACUUUUUUUUUUCAAAUGUCUGAACGAAAGUCGGUCGACUGUUUUAGUGACGAAAAAAAAAACAAAAUCAAUCCUGGCAGAUGUGAUGUGUCAGUAGCAGCGGUCUGUGUCGACGGCUGUGUCGACGGCUGUGUCGAGGAAUCAGGCACUCCUCUGUCUGUGCUGUUUCUCCUUCUCUCUGCUUCAGUCUCUGUUUCUAAUUAGUGUGUUAAUUAAGACGAUGCUAACGACUGCUGCUGACGCUGCUGCUGUCACUGGUAAUUGAUGGAUGCUGAUGACUGGUAGGUUAUAUGAUCACAUGAUUUUGCAUUUAAAUUUACAUUCACUGUUAUUUAACAGUCAAGGAAUUAAGUCAGAUUUUGACACUUUCCUUUCCCGGGAAAAGUCUUUUAUUUUUUUGAGUUAUGAUAAUUCAUAGUCAGACAAAUUGUUAGGAACGACAUGUUAAAUUGGACGUCCUGAGCUGCACGGCUGGGACCAUCAAUACCUCUGUUGUAGGUCACUGACCUGGUGUUGAUCAGAUCUCUUUAAAGCUUUAAAACAAACCCCUACAACUAAGAGACGGCGUCCAUUUUAUUAUAAACUAUUUACGAGGAAAAUUUAAUACCACCCACUUCAUUAUCUGUAAUCUGUCUGUUGGUUACCAUGGCAACAGUACACACGCAAACGCGCAGGCCUUGAGUUGGACCAAAGGGGGUGCUAUUCUGUCAUUUCUUUCUCUCUUUCUGUUUCUUAUUUCCAUUGUUUUCUUUCAAAUGUUUCCGCUCGUCCCUUUCAAAGGAUAUGCCAUGAAAAGGUUAAAAAACUAAAACCUCAUCAGUGAACCACGAAGGCCUCAUUCUGACAUGGCCUCCCUCCAUCAUCUGCUCCCGAUGUGAGUCAGAAUCUCUUCAGUGUCGGGAGACUGUGCACGUUUGCAUUCCUUUUGGAAAGGGGACGUUUUCUUAUCUGAACUUUUCAUCCUCGAAAGUCUUUUUUUUUUCUUUUCUUUUCUUUUUUUUUAUCUUGUAUAUGUUUACAUUGUAUCUCACGUUGUCCAAAAGAGAAACAUUAUUAAAUGUACUAUCUUUGUUGUUUUAAAA
Messenger RNA from Cynoglossus semilaevis (tongue sole), 10024 nucleotides. It is a transcript of the gene sh3pxd2aa, whose product is annotated as SH3 and PX domains 2Aa. NCBI's taxonomy places the organism in Eukaryota, Metazoa, Chordata, Actinopteri, Pleuronectiformes, Cynoglossidae. The coding region runs from base 156 to 3710 and encodes 1184 amino acids. Gene Ontology annotation, molecular function: phosphatidylinositol binding; protein binding; superoxide-generating NADPH oxidase activator activity. Gene Ontology annotation, cellular component: cytoplasm. The record is from RefSeq and is a predicted model, not a curated record. Gene Ontology annotation, biological process: superoxide anion generation. The transcript has 16 exons.